Helianthus annuus (common sunflower) is the source of this 2805-nucleotide messenger RNA. RefSeq names its product pentatricopeptide repeat-containing protein At2g15820, chloroplastic. Gene Ontology annotation, molecular function: endonuclease activity; protein binding. The coding region runs from base 74 to 2500 and encodes 808 amino acids. NCBI's taxonomy places the organism in Eukaryota, Viridiplantae, Streptophyta, Magnoliopsida, Asterales, Asteraceae. The record is from RefSeq and is a predicted model, not a curated record. Gene Ontology annotation, biological process: photosystem I assembly; mRNA cis splicing, via spliceosome; Group II intron splicing. The transcript has 3 exons.
AUUAAAUUAACAAGUCCUUGUUCACCAAGCCAUAUCCCGUUUUUCCUCUUCAACCAUUGCAGAAUUCCCCAAAAUGCAACUGAACAACAGGCCUCAAGACCAAUCACCAUUCAUCUUCCUCCUCUCUUCUCUUCCCACUCCCGUUAAACCCUACUUAACCCCCAUGCGCACAGCCAUAACCCUCCUCCGUUCUCUCUCCACCCACCACCACCACCGCCGUCUCAUCAUCCACCGCACUCUUACCCUCUUCAACACACUCCACACACCCCACCCUACAAACCCAAUUCGUUUCCCCCUCUUUCAUGCCCAAUCUUCAGUCAGUAAUUUCGUCGAACAGUUGGCGGGCGAAGACGGAAACUGGGAUUCCAGCAAAGAUAAGUUAGAUAACGAGUCGUUUAACUUUGACGCGUGUUUUGGGUCGAGUAUUGAUGAUUCUGAGAAGUUUAAGGCUUCUGCUUCACUUGAUGUGAAGGAAUUGGAUGAGCUUCCUGAACAGUGGAGGAGGUCUAAGUUAGCGUGGCUGUGUAAGGAGCUGCCGUCUCAUAAGCCUGCUACUCUUGUUAGAAUACUGAAUGCUCAGCGGAAGUGGGCUAAUCAAGAUGAUAUGACUUAUCUAGUUGUGCAUUGUUUGCGGAUUCGACAGAAUGAAACUGGGUUUAGGGUGUACAAAUGGAUGAUGCAACAACACUGGUUUCGUUUCGAUUUCGCUCUCGCGACAAAGCUAGCAGAUUUAAUUGGCAAGGAGCGAAAAUACUUGAAAUGCAGGGAGAUAUUCGAUGACAUAAUUAAUCACGGAUUAAUCCCUACAGAAUACACAUUUCAUAUUCUCAUAAUCUCCUACCUUAGUUCAUCAAACCGGGGUUGUUUAGACGAAGCAUGCGUCAUCUACAAUCGAAUGAUUCAGUUAGGAGGUUAUAGUCCCCGCCUUAGCCUCCACAAUUCUCUUUUCAAAGCGAUUGUAACCGCACCCGAAGACUCCUCAAAACGGUAUCUUAAUCCAGCGGAAUUUGUAUUUCAUCAAAUGGUAACAUCCGGAUUCAAGAUUCAUAACGAUAUUUACAGCGGUCUUAUUUGGCUUCAUAGCCAUCAAGAUACGAUAGAUAAAGAAAGAAUCGAAUCUUUACGAGCCGAAAUGCAGUUAUCGGGAAUCGAAGAGAGUAAAGAAGUGCUUGUGUCGGUUUUGAGAGCUUGCUCGAAAGAAGGGGACGUAGAAGAAGCUGAAAAAACAUGGAAAAAGCUUCUUAAUUUGGCUACGAGAAUUCCUUCGCAAGCUUUUGUUUAUAAAAUGGAAGUAUACGCAAAAAACGGAGAAUAUAUGAGAUCGUUAGACGUAUUUAAGAGUCUCCAACAACAAGCAAGCUCACCCAGUACUUCGGGAUUUCAUAAAAUUAUCGAAGUGUUGUGCAAAGCGCAAGCUGCGGAACUCGCAGAGUCGGUUAUGAAAGAGUUUAUCGAAAGCGGUAAGAAGCCGUUAACGCCAUCGUAUAUUAAUUUAAUGGACAUGUAUUUUACACUAGGUAUGCAUGAUAAAUUGGAGUAUACGUUCUUACAGUCCGUCGAAAAUUGUCGUCCGAAUCGUACCGUUUACAAUCUAUAUCUCAAAUCAAUGGUGCAUAUCGGCAAUCUCGAAAAGGCGGAGGAUGUAUUGCGCCAAAUGCAGAAUCUUGAGGACGUUGGUGUCGAUUCCAAAUCUUGCAACGCUAUUUUAAUGGGGUAUUUAGAUGGUCGAGAGUAUGUUAAAGCGGAAAAGAUAUAUGCUUUGAUGAAGGAGAAAAAGUUUCAUAUCGAACCUGAUUUGAUCGAAACUCUUGAACAGGUUUUGAGUUCAAAUGAAGAAGUUGUUAAGAACCCGACAACGCUAAAGCUCAACAAAGAACAACGAGAAGCUCUUGUGGGAUUACUGUUAGGUGGUGUAAAGAUCGAAUCCGAUGAAACGAGAAAGAAUCAUACGCUUGUUUUCAAGUUUAACGAGAACUCCGGUGUACAUAACGUUUUAAAAAAACGUAUACGCAACGAGUAUAACGAGUGGUUGGAUUUGAGUAGUGAAAAAGAUGACCAAUUUACCACGAUCUCACACUCAUAUUUCGGGUUUUACGCCGACCAGUUUUGGCCACAAGGUCAACCGGUGAUUCCGAAAUUAAUCCAUCGGUGGUUGUCACCGCGAGUGCUUGCGUACUGGUACAUGUAUGGGGGGUAUAAAACAUCGUCUGGAGAUAUUUUGUUGAAGCUUAGAGGAAGUGAAGAUGGCGUUGACCGGAUCGUUAAAGCUUUGCAGAAAAAGUCUUUGACUUGUAAAGUCAAACGUAAGGGGGGAUUGUUUUGGAUAGGUUUACUUGGAAGCAAUUCAGUAUGGUUUUGGAAAUUGGUGGAUCCGUACAUUGUUGCGGAGUUAAAAGAUCAUUUAAAGCCGGAACGAUUUUCUUCUGAUUUAAAGGAAGAAUCUCAAACUAUUGACUUUGAUAAAAGUGAUUCUGAUUAUAGUGAAGAUGACGCGUCGUAGGACUUUUUUUUAAAUAGUUUUUGAUAGAAGAGGGUUUUCGAAACGCCAGAUUUACUCGAUAAUAUCCCUUUUCUUGCUGCAAGGAGACUAAGGUAGAAAAUGGGACCGAUGCUAAUGCUGUGCAUUUGAGUCGGGAUAUAUAUUAGCUAGUUUUUUGGAUUUAAUGAUGGUAUAUCUUUUAACGCUUCACUGGGAUCCAAAAUCUUAUGAUCUUGUUUAUUAAAUGUCAUUUUGUGCAUAUUUAAUGUUACCAUCGGUAUAUGUUGCAUGAUUUAGCAUGCUUGAAACCCAGUAAUUGAUAUGAA